Molecule: messenger RNA, 1785 nt
Organism: Eurypyga helias (sunbittern)
Lineage: Eukaryota; Metazoa; Chordata; Aves; Eurypygiformes; Eurypygidae
Product: chromosome unknown open reading frame, human CXorf30
Exons: 12
Source: RefSeq, a predicted model, not a curated record
AAUACUAUUGGAAUUCCUAUUCCCAUCACUAAUCCUGCAGAUAAAAUUCUCAAGCUGAGUGUGGUGUUGGAAAAUCAGUCACUUUCUGGAGAAAAAUCUUUCACUCUUAUGCCCAAACAAACAUUCCUCUAUCAGCUACAUUUUUCCCCAGCUGUUGUUGGCACUUCAGAUGGAAGUGUCAUAUUCCUGUCAGAUAUGGUUGGAGAGUUUUGGUAUGCACUGAAGUUCAUUGUAGAGAAACCACAGCCAACUAGUCUACCUGAAAUAGAAUGUGAGCUUGGAAAAUGGGCUCGUCUACACAUACCUCUCUCUAAUCCCACACAUGAAACUCUGGAGCUAGAAAUUGUUAACAGCAAUCCUAGCAAUUUUUCAAUCGAGACUGAUCCAGAACACCCUCUGAUUGUUGCUCCUCAUUCCACCACUGAAGUACCUGUGAAAUUCCGUCCAUCUGCCCUUGGAAGAGGCAAUCAUAAGGCAUCAAUAACCUUCAAAUGUUCACAGCUUAAGGAGUGGAUAUUUUACCUGUUGGGGACUGGUCUUCCACCUAAGAUGAUGGAACCAACCACAAUAAGUGCAUGCCUUGGCCAGCAUUCUUCUGUCAUCAUAUCCUUCAAAAAUCCAACUCCUGAAAACGUGUUGGUAGAUGUCAUGCUGACAGGAAUCCGAUUAGCUCCGAAGGAAAAACUGGACAUCCCAGUGUUAUUCAUGCCAGAUACAAUGAAAAUGCAUGAGACCUUGGUUGUAAUUCAUGUAAUGAGGGAAAAUGGUGAAAACUGGCUUUAUGAGGAUUCUGCUGAAUUAAAUAAAGACUUAAAGAGUGUUAUUGUAGCAAAGAAAGGGGGAAUUCAGGGAAUACUCUGGAUCUAUCCGGUUCAUGGAAUACCUGAAGCACCACAGCACAAAUUAGUUCCAGCUGUGGUACGCUGUCGAGCCAGGCAGAGAGUAGAAAGAAGAGUAAAAGUGCUGCUAACUGGUGUAGUUCCUGGGGCAAAUGCUAUGCCCACUGCAAGAAAUUCUGCCAUGUUCAAUACAAAUAUGCCAGCCAACAUCCAAGAAGUUCAACUCACUGAUGGUUUCUUUACAACAGUGGAAUUUCUAUAUGAAUUACAAUAUCAGUCAAAUGAAAUUAAAUCUCAGCUUGGAGCUUUGGUUGGUGUACAUCUGAUUCAAAGAGAUCGAGAUACAGAAUCAGGAAUUGUAACACUCAUCUUUAAUGUAGUGUUUGCACCUAACAAACCAAUGAGGAAUGAAGCAACUCUCGUAGUACAGUGCACUACAGGAGGUGUUUGGAAGUUUCCGGUGCUCUUCAUUGCUACGCAGCCAGAAGUGGACGAUGUCAUCAACAUUGAAGCAGUUGGCCUCAAUAAGGAAUCUAUAGUUGGCUUUAAGCUUACAAGCCAGACAAGGCACCCAGAGCCAUUCACUGCACACUUCCUGGCAGGCAGUGAUCCUGAUUUCCUUGUACUGCCACAAACUGGAGAACUUCUUCCAGCUGGCACUGUGGGAACCCAUAUAACAGUGGGAUUCAAGCCAAGGAUGUACGGCAAGAAGCAUACAGCAACACUUGUAAUUCAGACACAAUCAAUGCAGUGGAUGUAUGAAGUCAAUGGACUGCCUCCACGGACCAUCCCACCUACAAGGCAAGCAAAAGUGGUUUCUACCAGCAGUUACAUAAGAUCAGUUACAGUUCGACAGCGCAAUUUUUUACGUGAAAAUCUGAAACUUACAACCACUGGAGCAUCCUCACCAAUCAAGGGGGCACCUUUGGUCCUGAGGACCAAAUAG